AUGAUCAACAAUAACUGUUUUUUAAUACAGAAAUUGUACAAUAUAAUAAUAUUGUUGUGCUUUGCCAAUUUUUCUACAUUCUUUAGAUUGGGAAAAUUAAAAGAAAAAUAGAUGAUAGUCUCAGUAAUUAAUAAUUUUUCAUAUUUUAGGAUAAGAAGAUCCAGAAAAUCUUAAGAUUAUUCCUUUGA
Molecule: messenger RNA, 188 nt
Organism: Paramecium primaurelia
Lineage: Eukaryota; Ciliophora; Oligohymenophorea; Peniculida; Parameciidae
Source: the annotation of a GenBank genome assembly